Acipenser ruthenus (sterlet) is the source of this 6808-nucleotide messenger RNA. Its product is annotated as BCL-6 corepressor-like protein 1. Gene Ontology annotation, molecular function: protein binding; transcription corepressor activity. Gene Ontology annotation, cellular component: nucleus. The transcript is spliced from 13 exons. The record is from RefSeq and is a predicted model, not a curated record. Lineage: Eukaryota; Metazoa; Chordata; Actinopteri; Acipenseriformes; Acipenseridae. Gene Ontology annotation, biological process: negative regulation of transcription by RNA polymerase II. Bases 229 to 4956 code for a protein of 1575 amino acids.
CCAGCUGCUGCAGUCUGAAACUGGCAAUGUGGGAACAUCGCGGGGAGAAACCCAAAUCUCACCCCGGAUUCAUUCUACUUUAAAAGCACAUCGGAACCCCGAACCGGAAGUUUGCGCAGCUCGUAGAUCCAGCCCUCUGUCCCCGUGUCAGUUCCGAAUCCGGACCAGCUGGAGACCUUUUCUGAUCUCGCUCGUGGGGAAGACUGCACGGUGCUCAGCCUGUCUGCCAUGGUCUCGGCUCCUCCACUCUGCAGCAGUGUGCACGACUGGGUCAGCAACGAUCACAUCCGGAUGUGUGGGAUCAAUGAGGAAAGCAGGAGAGCGUCCUUCACAGAAGAGGAUUCAACUAACACAGCCUCACAGCGAACAGUUGUGAAGGAAUGUUGUGUUACCAGCACUCUUACGCAGGAUGACUCCCCUCAGGUGAACAAUGGCGAUGGAAGCACUGUUAACAAAGAAGUCAGUGCUUCUAAAGAGGUUCCGGAGAGCAUCACUGGGGAUCCACCACCAGACACCCCAUCCUCAGAGCUCACACAGGAGAAGCAGGCCACACCCUCUGAUCCAUCGAGCCAGCAGCCAGAGCCGGACAGCUCUCAGAACUCCAGAAGUCCAGAUGUAAUUCACAAGGACAGCAGGUUAACAACGUUCUCUGAAGCCCUUCCUGUCCAGCUACAGAACUGCACCUCCUCAUCUUACCGCUCCCCCGUCAACAGAGCACUUUACCAGAAAGCUGAAGCUCCCAAACCAAGCUUGGAUGGAGAUGCAUCCUUUCUGGGGCAGCCAUGGCCCCGUCGGAAAGUGGACGGUUCGGCUUUGCCUCUGAACCCGAGCUUGAACGCAGCCAACCCUGCAAAGAGAAUUAAUCUACCAGCAGCCCAGGCCCAGCCAUUGGUUAAUCUUCCACCAGCAUUUCAAUGCCCUCCGGUUUUUAACCAAGGCCAACCCCUGGCCUUUCUUCCGUCUACAAACUAUGUACCCCCUCUGUGUAAGGUGACACUGCCUGCCACUUUGAGCCCCAUAGCAGCGUUAAGAGAAGCAACAGCAUCCCAGUUCAUGCUAGACCGACAGCACCACAACUCGAGUCCCAGCAUGACGACGCAGCUGCGAUCCUAUCCUUACCAUUUCUCUGUGAGCAGAACCCUCUCUGUCAAUCCCAAAUCCCCUUCCAGUAAUGACAAGCCUCUGUGUAGCCACUCUCCCUCCAGCUCUGCAUCUAGCAGCAAGCAUUCCAAACCUGCCACAGAGUUCUACUCCCCUCCUGUUUCUGUGGCGUCAUCCAUAGCGCUUCCUUUGAAGCAGCCCAUGUUGGCUUCUGCCCCCCCUCCUCUUCCUCUGUCUUCUAAUUCUCCGAUCUGCUACUGCCCUACCAGCACCCUCACUUUGACCAGCCUGCCGAGCCAUGUAGAACACAGGCCCCUACAACACUGUGUUGAUAAACCCUCCCUGGCCUAUACUCGGUUGCAAUCUCCACCUCGUCUUGAGGAACAGACAGUUGUCCCUCCGCCUGAAUCCAGGGACCUGCCUCUUGACUUGUCUGCCAAGUCCAAGCGUUCGAAGACGCCAAAAGACCUUCGGAAGACCCCGCCAAUGCCAGUGCUGACCCCAGCAGAGGGUGGCAGGAGCGAUUCCGCAUUUGUGAAGCGAUUACCUCAAAGCCACACCGCCAGUUUGGGUGUAGCACCUCCUUUUGUGGUCUUUCCGGACUUCUUAAGAAACGGUGGUGCUCUUCCAAAGAAGUCUGGGGACCGUCUGACUUCCCAGUCACUGGAAGCCUCUGGAUCCUGGGCUAAGAACCCUCUACAGAGCUCCAUCAGUGCUGUACCAGGAACUUACGUUGGGGUGGCUAACCCAGUUCUGGCUUCCACUCUGCGGUGCAAAGACGGCAAAGGUGCUUUUGUGGAUGAUCUCCAUAGCAUCGCAAAACAGGAAACCAUCUCCAUCGUCGACCAAGGAGAGAAGAUGACCUUGGCAUGUGGGGGAAAGAAGACACCCCAUGUGACCAAGGAUGUCCCCCAAAGGUUGGUCUCCAGGAGCCCCAAAAACAAUGGUUUUCCAGCAGGCAAUGUACCGAGUCCAUCCGACGAUGCAUCUCCGAUAGCCUUAUCGGUUCCCACUGCUUUAUACCCUCAUUGCAAACUCACUAACGGCAAAUCUCUGGGCUCACCGCCACCCCCUGAAGAUAGACCUGUGCUCCAGCAGCCAGCACUCCUGCCUAGCACUUGCAUCUCCUUGGCACAGACAAACCCCAUCCCUGGAGGUCUUAAGGACAGGGUGGCCAGCAGCAGUGAAAACAGCCUUUUGCAAAGCACUCCUCAUCUCGCUGCUCCCUUAAAUUCCCACCAAGGAGCGGAAGAGAAGGGGAAGAAAGUCCGGACCCCCUUGUCCAACCUGGAGUCCAUAGUUAAAAGGAAAUCGAUGGAGAUGACAGGGGCUGCUUGUGGGGAUGAUUGCAAGCAGAUGACUUUAGACUCCAAAAAAACUGACGCAGCCUCCAGCACUGAAAACCAGACCAGAUCUAGAGAAGCAAGCAUAGCGCAUUUGCAUCCCAAAGCAGAGAAAGGAGAUCCUAAGUGUGAUGAGAGACUGACCGAACUCAAACGAGAUAAAGGACAUACUUCAAAUAGUACCCCAGGACAUUUGGCCGGGGAAGGUAAAGGUGAUCCCAAACUUGCAGAGGAGGGCUUAGCUGUCUCUAGAUCGAGUGACCUGACUCUGGACAGCUGUAGCAAGAAGGAGACUGCUGUUGGCAAAUCUCAAAGCCGCCAAGAGCUUGAAGAGUUGGGAGUGAGAGAGGAGGAUCAGAAGUCUAAGGGUCUCUCUCCCUGCAUGAAGCUGGAAGGGAUUGCUUUAUCCAUCUUGAAGGAGCAGUGCGCUGCUGCUGCCGAAGGGGAGAAGAAAAAUGGAACCAAAGAGCCUAGGAAGCCAGCGAAGGUAAAGGGAACAGUCGGCAAAAAGAAAGGACCUGCAUUGAAAAAGCAGGCAGAACAUUCACCCGCCUCGGAGAAGAAGAAAGCAAAGUGCAUUCACAAACUGAAAGAGGAGGGAAGUAAUACCAUGGAACAGGAGCCUCUGCUAAAGAAGCGAAGGAAGAGGAGGGCGUCCGCUUUGGAGGAGAGUGUGGGGGAAACACAAACUGAAGAAGUGAAGAGGAAAAGGAGGAGACGGGGGAGAAUGCCAAAGCUGGGACCUGCAUCGCUGAAGGACACAGGUGGCUGUCCAGGGAACGAGGACCAUGAUCGCACUUUGCAGAAAGAUGUGCACGUGGACUGGCCGGCUAAGGAAGGGGUGCCCGUGGAGACCACCCCCAAGCUGAGGCGUGGCCAGCGGACCACGGCUCACAAAGACCCCAGGAGCCCCUCACCCCUCACCCCCCACCCACGCAAGCCGCCGGAGCGCCCGCGAGCAGCCAGGGGCAGACCUCGAGCCAGCGCGGCUGGGCUGGAGCAGGCAGGGGUGGGGUACGAGAGCGCAGAGGAGAGCCCUGCCAGGAAGAAGAGGAAGAGGCGCAGGAACCGCAAAUACCAGAACGGGGAGUACAUCACCUAUCGGGAUCAGACAGGAGAGGAGGAGGCUGAGCAGAGCGUCGUCACGACCCGGCGAGCGGGGCGAGCAGAUUUCAGGACUCCGCUGCCUGCGUGUUCCCAGCGGAGCGCGGCUCUGUCCUGUAAGUGUUCCAGCCCGGAUCCCAGUCCAGGGAGCAGCUUCAAGACUCGCUCUGCAUCCCUGCGGAGACUUUCCCAGUCUUCCAGCCCCCAGUGCAGGCAGCCAGAGCAUCACUGCGGCGUCGCCGGAAAGGAGCAGACGGAAAAGCCUUUGGGAAAACGAAAGUGCAAAACAAAGCACUUGGGUGAUGCAGAGGAGAAAAAGCUCAAGAUUAAGAGAGGAAGUCCAGUCAAGCACUCUGGCGGGCUGGAACGGGACCGCCCCUCUCCGAGGAAGUCCCGGGACUGCGGCUCCCCCGCUGUGGUCCCCAAAAGCACUUGGUCUCCCCAGCGCGGCAGGAGAAGCAGCGUGGCCAAGGGGGCUGCUCCGGAGACCCCCACGGGCAGGCCUGUCCCGCCAGAGGCACGGCGACUGAUUGUGAACAAGAACGCUGGAGAGACGCUCCUGCAGAGGGCAGCACGGCUCGGAUACCAGGAGGUGGUGCUCUACUGCCUGGAGAAGGAGGUGAGUGAGGUCAAUCACCGUGACAACGCCGGCUACACAGCCCUGCACGAGGCCUGCGCCCGAGGCUGGGUCAGCAUUGUCAGGUUACUGGUGGAGCACGGCGCUGAUGUCAACUGCAGCUCUCAAGAUGGGACAAGACCUAUUCACGAUGCUGUUGCCAACGACAACCUGAAUGUGGUCCAAAUCCUGCUGUCCCACGGGGCUGACCCCACGCUCGCCACAUACUCGGGACAGUCAGCCAUGAAACUGGCCAGCAGCCAGCCCAUGAAAGUGUUUCUGACUGAGUACUUUACAGAUUUACUGGAUCGCAGUGAGGACGAUCCGAACAUCCGCUGGGAUUUCUACAGCAGUUCUGUGUUCGAGACGGACAAGGAGGUGUUCUGGGAUUUCUUACUGACCCCUCCAGCCGAGGAGGAGGAGGAGGAGGAAGAUGAGGACUCGGGCUCCUUCCUGUUUGAGUUCUCACAGGAGCCACUGCUGUCCUGCUACAGCAUCCAGACCUCCAUCUCUCAGAGCUCCUGCAACUGGCUGCUGCUGUCGGACGUUCUGAAGCGACUCAAAGUUUCUGCACGGAUAUUUCGGGCUCGAUACCCUCACUUUGAGAUCACCAGCAUCACAGAGGCAGAGUUUUAUAAACAGGCAUCUGCAAGCCAGCUAACACAGCCACCCAAAGACCUGCAGGAUCCCGUUGAGCUGUUGCGCUGUGUUCCGGACUUGCUUGGGCUGCUGGGCUCCUCCAUACAAAUAUUAAGAGGAGAAGCGGACACAACCAUCAAUACCAACCGAUAAAUUCCUUGUGGUUUAUCAAUUGUGAUUUUUCUUUCCUUUGCUUUGCUGCGUAUCUGGUAAGGGGCAGGGAUCAGGUGUGGCCACCGUUUUUCCUGCAAGGGGGUGGCCGUCAUUCACAGGCUAGAGAAACGUUCUGAUAUUCAGUAUUUAAAAUGAUUUGUAUGAAUUAGAUCGAUCAUUAUACAUACAGUGUUUAAAAAAAAAAAAAAAAAAAAAAAAAAAAAAAAGUUUUUAUCCUCAAGCCAGUGCUCCUCUAAUAGAAUUCUGUUUUGGUUUUGUUUUUUAAAUAAUAUAUUUUUGGUGAAGAUGAUAGCAGAGUUGUUGUUGUUGUUGUUGUUGUGUUAGUUUCCUGAAGUGUUCUUGUUUUCCAAAUUGAUUUGAAUGUUCUCAGAGAGAGAAAGAGAGAGAGGAGGAAGAGGAGGAGGAGGAGGAGUAAUCCCCUGCUUGUUGUCACAAGAAUGAACUGCCCAGGAGUAAGAGCAAGACUAAGCCAGCAUUCACCAGCUGUACAAGCACAAGAAUAGUGAGGGACAAAAAGGCCCAUUAGGCUGUUUGUUUUCCUUAGCAGUUUGUAGAUUGUGUUUGUUUGGUUCAGCCCAUGCCAGCAGUAGACAGUACAGAUGUAGCCUCAAUUGGCAUGCAGGCAUGGUCAGGAAAGCCCUUAACAUUGUAAGCUGUGUAGCAGGGUUUUGAAUUAUUAAAAAUGAAAAUGCUUUACUUGCAAGUUCACAUCCCAGUAGCGCACAAGAUAAUUUCAGGCUAUCACCCGGAAAUCAGGUACUCUGAGUUCAAACGUUUUAACCACUGCUGGCCAGCUCGCGCAUAUCACUUGAUGUUGACGAGUCUAAGAUGUACAGAUGUCAAAAAAAACUGAUUCCAAAUAAAAAGUGCAGUCUUCGCAGGGGUGUAAAUACAGCAGAUGUGAAAGGCCAGAGCUGAAUCUGACUGUAACGGCUGAAUCCUAUACCUUUGGAAGCCUCAUGUAUUGACAUACAGGUCAGAGAAAGGGGUGCUGUAUUAAACAGCAUGGAGCUACAGCGGUGCUGUAUUUUUUAUUUGAUCCUGGUCUUGGUGCAAGUACUGCUAAGUGUUUACCACACUGGCUUUGAGAAUCCUCUCCAUUGUUUUUGCCCUUCAUCCAGGUCUGCCAAAGACUUUUCAAUGAAGCAGGAAGAUACAAGAUUGAAUUACUGGAAACUGUUUAACUGGGAGCUUUUGAGAAAUUGCACAAAAUUAGGAGACGGGCUUGCGCCCCUUCUGAUUUGAACAGAGCCCACGACCGCCCCCCUCCCCCUCUCUCUACCUAGAUGAUGUGCUUAUGCUACAGUCACUGAGAUUUGUUUUAUAAUUUAAAGUAAUACAGCGUUUGUUUCCUUGCUUUAUUUAAUAGAUCUUAUAAUUAUUAUAUUUUCGUGUGUGUGUGUGUGUGUGUGGGAUGAUUUAACAAGAUUGCUCUGUAUGGUUGGGUGCUGUUUAUGAAACAUACCGUGGAAGAUUUUGCUCGGUUGAAGUACUUUUUUUUUUUUUUUUUUUCCCCCGAAGUAUUUUAACAAGCAAGAGUACAGUUUUAUUGUACCCGGUGCUAAAAAAAACAAAACAGAAAACUGAUGUUUUGUGUUUGACAAUCACUUGAAGCUUUCUUUUUGAAGUUAUAUAAAUAAAUAAAUAAUAAGAAAAAAAAAAUAGUAAUUGUGAAUUUAGUUUUCCAGUAUAGGUUAUCCGCCUGUCCGGGGUAGAAAAAAAGAACAGGGCGAAAAUACUUUAAAACCUCGUUAACAAGUAACAGCAGGUGUGUUGCUGAUAAAAGGUAUUAAAAUGAAAACAUUUUAAUUUUUUUUUUUUUUUUUUUUUU